AUGACUCCUCAAGAGAAAUCAAUAGAAAAGGAGAUUGAAGGAGAACCAGAAGACGGAGAAAUAUCCGAUGACGACGAUGACGCACCGAUGGAGUUACCUACUAAUCAACCGAACUUAUUGAUUAACUAUCCAUCGUCUGACGACGAAGAAAAAUCUCCAGAAGACGUGAUAAACGCAUACAAGCGGAAAAUUGAAGAAGAGAAGACGAAAACGGAACCAACAGAGCCGGAGGUCGUCGACCCCAAAUUAUGCAAAGUUUGCCUGAAAGUCGAGUUCAAGUACAGAUGUCCAAGAUGUGAUCUUCGUACGUGUUCAUUAGAUUGUUCUAAACGGCACAAAGCAGAAAAUGACUGUGAUGGGGUACGGCAACCAUUCGUAAAGGUUGACAAGUUAUCGCAAUACGACUCACAAAAGUCUAUCGAAGAUCAAAAAUUCAUGCAUGUUAUGAAGGAGAAAGUUGGAUUAGGAGCAGAUCAAACUACCGCUUCAGGUAAUGAAGUGAAUCAAUCUGAUGGAGAAGAGAAACCAUUCGACCCGAAUGCCCUAAGAUAUAACACAAACUCCGCAACUGAGCGAUACUUAUUGAAUGCUGCCAGGUUCCGUCAUGUUUGGUUGGGAUUUACGAACGAAGCAGGAAACGAGAGUAGACACGAACAACACUCAGAUACUCUGUUCUGGAAUCUGAAACUUACGUUCAAGAAACAGACUGAAGAUGGUGGCGUUGAAGUAUUCGAGAAGACUGUUGCAAACAUCCCAGAGACUAUUAGAAUAGCAACGGUUCUGAAACAGUUCUUCAAACCACGUCAGUACGGAUGCAUUGUUUCUGAGAGUGACCUCGACGUCGAGAAGUUGAAGCCAUUUAUCGAACGUGGCAUUGAAGAUGUGAAUGUUUAUAUGGAAGUUCACGGAAAUCCAGACAGAUUCUAUGGCGUCCUCCCGGAUAACACAAUUCUCGAAAUGACCAGAAACCGAGUCGUUGCCGAUUACCCAAAAUUUGUGAUAACACUGAAAGACGAGUUCAUUGAGGGAAUGCAGCUGUUAGCACCAGAAGAGCUCGAACAAAUCCAAACGAAAUACGGUGGAGUUGGUAAUGAACGAUUUGGAGGUGGAGGCGGUGGAAGAGGUCGUGGAGGAAGAGGAUUCCAUCGUGGAGGAGGUGGUAGAGGUGGCGGUGGUGGACCAAACCAUCAUAAUAACUUCAGAAAGAGGCAAUCAAAUGGCGGUAGCAACGAUGGCGGUUUCAAACGUGGACGUGGAGGAAAUUUCAAUGGAGGAAAUCGUCGUGGUGGAUAUCAGAAUCGAAACAACCAACAUAAUGAUUCGUUCGAUCCAUUCGAGCCGUUCUCUGGUCCAAACCGUCUUCCAAUGGAAUACAAUUGA
Messenger RNA from Caenorhabditis remanei, 1380 nucleotides. RefSeq lists its product as uncharacterized. Bases 1 to 1380 code for a protein of 459 amino acids. The transcript has 5 exons. Lineage: Eukaryota; Metazoa; Nematoda; Chromadorea; Rhabditida; Rhabditidae. The record is from RefSeq and is a predicted model, not a curated record. Gene Ontology annotation, biological process: box C/D snoRNP assembly; snoRNA localization; maturation of LSU-rRNA from tricistronic rRNA transcript (SSU-rRNA, 5.8S rRNA, LSU-rRNA). Gene Ontology annotation, cellular component: pre-snoRNP complex; nucleus.